AUGGAUCGCUUUCUCUCUCCUCAGAGCCCCGAGGCCAUUGCCCACAACCAUUUGACCGAAAAUUGGUUCAGCUGGGAUGCUGAUCAUCCCUCCCUCGAUGAGACCCUGAUUGCGGGUUGCGCCACAUACGAGGCAUUCAAGCGUUACCUCAGCGGUUCGGACCUAUAUCUUCUGCCUCGUUCGAGAAGCGAACUGGAGAGUAUCCUCCGGAGGUAUGCGUACGACACCAUACACAAUACCAUCGCGAAGGCGCGGUCACCUUUGGAACGUGGUGGCUAUAGUAGGACGUGUCACCUGGUCGAGAAGUCCAUCACCAAGAUUCUCAACGAGAAUGACAACGCAUGUUAUCUUCUCGACCUCCACGACACUUCGCGUCGCGGCGCCAUGUCUCCCAGCAUGGGCGCGUCCCCGACACGUUCGAUCAGGAUCAAGUGA
Molecule: messenger RNA, 435 nt
Organism: Postia placenta MAD-698-R-SB12
Lineage: Eukaryota; Fungi; Basidiomycota; Agaricomycetes; Polyporales; Adustoporiaceae
Exons: 4
Coding region: 1-435 (144 amino acids)
Source: RefSeq, a predicted model, not a curated record